CGGCGGCCUUGCAUGACGCCAGUACCGUAUUGACCACGGAGGAAUUCACACGCAUCAUGUCUCCUCUCCUCCUCUUCCUGCCGCUGGUGUUGUGGGCGAGGUCUCACCCUGGCGUCGAUGCCUCCUCCCCGCUAUUUGCCAGCCAAGAGGAAGUGAGUUCCUCGCUGGUAGUAAAUCAACUUGCUAUCCUCAAGAUGAUGGGAGACUCUUCAAACUCCUGUUCUACGGUAGCGCCUGUCGUCAUGGAGAAGCUUGAGGCUCAGCUGCAGCAGGACAAAGAGGUCCUUCACGGUGCUAUGAGCGACCUUCUGGAACAGAUAACUCAACUGAAGAAUGAAACCACAUCAGGUUUUGAAGAUGUGAAAGGCGAAUUGAGGAGCAUAUUGGAGGCCUAUCAGGACGAGGUCACCACCUACAAGUCUCAAGUAAACAACAUUACUGGGAAAAUGACUACCAUGGAGGUGGACCAACGCAACAGUCUGGAAAAUGUGUCUACAAGUUUACAGGUGUUGGAAAAUAUGCAGCAGGAGGCUGUGAGUGAUUACAACGACCAGAUUCGCUCCCUAACUUCUCUAGUCGAGAGCUUACAAGAAAAACUCCUCAAUAACACUUUAGAAGAAAUGUUCGAAGAGCUGAAAAGAACACAAAUUGCGCUCCAGGAGGAGAUCAACACUUGCAAGUCUCAAGUCAGUUCCCUCACCACUGAACUCCGGGAGGGAAUCAACACCAGCACGUCUCAAGUCAAUUCACUCAACACCGAACUCCAAGGCGAGCUCAACACCUACAAGUCUCAAGUCAGUUCCCUCAGCACUGAGCUCCAGGAGGAGAUAAACACUUGCAAGUCUCAAGUCAGUUCCUUCAACACCGUGCUGGAGGGGAAGAUCAACACGUGCAGUGCUCAGGUCACUGCCCACACCGCACAGAUCACUACCCUGGAAGGGAAGGUCCAGCUCAACAGUUUGCUGACUCAAUUCACAAGAAGCAAUACUGCGCCAGUAACCUGUAGUGGUGAUAAAGAACUGACUGCGAUGAGCCAUUCAAUAUGUGUCGUCACCACUGGUAAUUAUUCUGAUAAUUUGAGCUGCAGUUGGAAGGUGACACUGCCACCAGGAACCAAGAUAUUAUUAAAAUGGAGCUACUUUGAACUAGAGUACAGCUCCGACUGUCGCUAUGAUUCUGUUGUGGUGCAAGACUUGACCAGAGAUAAUCAACUUGUGUACGGGCAUAAGCUGUGUGGAUCACAUCUUCCAGGUGAUAAAUGGAUAGACAGCAACAUGAUCAAUAUUGUGUUCGGCAGUGAUGGGUCAAAGGUCUUCCGAGGCUUUGGACUCGAUUACAAAGGAAUUUAAGGUGAAAUUAUCAGCAGCUGUGAGUCACCUGUGGAUGCAAGCGGGGAACAUCUGUGAACACCAGACUCAAUGCAGCUGUGAACAAUGCAAGUUAAUUGUGACCAACAUCUGCAUUAAUUGCGUCCACCGGUUGCAAGACGGCUGAAUCUUUACUUGAAUUUACCUGAGGGGCACAAUCUUUCUAGUGGCGUCGAUGGGGACAGGAAGCCGGCGGUUUGUAAAAGCCCUCCCCCCCCCUCCACAUUGUUCGUCAGGAUUUUGUUCCAGCUGGAUUUUAAACUGCAGUAAUGUCUUGGCAGUUAUGGGGUCGGUGCUCGGUUGGUUCAUGGGUUUAUAAUCGUAUAUGUGGAAUAGCAUCUAAAUAUGUGGGGGGGGGGCGGUGUGCAGGAUAAACAAAUCAAAUUAUAAAACUAGAUCACCACAUGUAAAUUGUUUAGCUUAAAGGCUACAAUUGUGCUCGUUCCUCGAACCCAUUGUUGAUAUAAUGCUGUAAUAUAUAUUAAAUUAUGUUACUUGUUUAUCAUAGCUGUAACUUGCUUAGCUAAAUAGUAAACUGCCUCACACCUUUAGUUUUUUUGGUUUAAAUUGUGCGGGAAACGCUUUGCAUAACAGUGGGUUUAUUAGUAUGUGUUACUCCUGUCCCUAUAUCUGUACAUUACUCUCAAGUGCUUUAUACACACAUUUUUUUUAAUAUAAAUAUUAUUAUAUAUAUAUAUAUAUUUUUAUUGUGGGGGGGGUCAAUUAUCGAGUUCAUUAUAUGCGUUUGUAACUUUCCACUACCAUCCACAGGAUGGGUAUAUGUAUAAUGAAUGAACUGAACUAUACUGUUGGCAGUUAUUAGUAUUUAAAGAAUUUGUAUGAAGCGUUUAUGAUAGAACACACUUGUAUGAUAGAACACAGGAAGCAAGCAGCGAGACGCUGUUUGAAGACUUCAAAUGGUCAAGUUGGUAAAUACAAAUGCAGGGGGUGGGGGCCUUCGACAAGCCACCGGCUUCCUGUCCUCGUGGAGGCCACUACUUCACUAGUGUCCACGAGGCCACUGGCUUUGCAAAAAUAUACCAGUACCAAUCUUAUGUAAUCUCACCAACCCAUUGUACCUUCUCGUGAAUAAAUUAUUAUGGUGUUCGUGGGCCUCAGGUAAAUCAGGUAAAAAUGUAAACACAUUUAUGAGUGGAGCAAACACGGGUUCUCACUCAUAUUCCAUUUGAAGUUAAAACUCAAUACGUGCUUCAAUCACUGCCCUUCUGUACAUAUAGGCACUCAUUAACCCAGUGUGCCUGGGUUACCGUGUUAACCCAGUGUUACUGGGCAUAUGGGCACUCAUUAACUCACUGUAACCCUGGGUGAACAGCUCUGUUCACUCAGCCCAGUGAAUGGGUACCUGGUUUGGGUUAAAUCGUGAAUGGGUACACGAUUUGGCGGGUCGUAUUCCAGGGAAAUAUUAGGAAUAACGACCUGCCCAAAACGCUAUGCGUGAUAGUGGCUUUACAAGAAUGUAAGAGCUUUUGUAUAUUUAAAUAAAUCAAUAAAUUAAAUCAACGUAACAAUAACACUCAA
This is a messenger RNA of Procambarus clarkii (red swamp crayfish), 2906 nucleotides long. RefSeq lists its product as uncharacterized. NCBI's taxonomy places the organism in Eukaryota, Metazoa, Arthropoda, Malacostraca, Decapoda, Cambaridae. The record is from RefSeq and is a predicted model, not a curated record.